AUGAGAAUCUACCAAUGUCAUUUCUGUUCUUCACCAGUAUACCCAGGCCAUGGUAUAAUGUUUGUACGUAAUGAUGCUAAAGAAUUUAGAUUCUGUCGUUCAAAAUGUCACAAAGCCUUUAAACAACGUCGUAACCCACGUAAAUUGAAAUGGACCAAGGCUUUCAGGAAAGCUGCUGGUAAAGAAUUGGCUGUCGACUCUACCUUAACAUUUGCACAAAGAAGAAAUGUUCCAGUAAGAUACAACAGAGAUUUAGUUGCUACCACAUUAAAGGCUAUGUCUAGAAUCGAAGAAAUUAGAUUGAAACGUGAAAGAGCAUUCUACAAGAACAGAAUGAGAGGUAAUAAAGAAAAGGACUUCCUAAGAGAUAAAAAACUGGUUGAAAGUAACCCAGAAUUAUUGAAGAUAAGAGAAAUUGAAAUUGCUAGAAAUAUACAAAGAGAAGAAGAAAAAGCACAAAGAGCUGAAGAAGAAUCCGAAGAAGAAUCCGAAGAAGAUAUGGAAAUUGAUAGUGAAGAAGAAGAAGAAGAAUCCAAGCAAAAACAAAAAUCUUAUUGA
Henningerozyma blattae CBS 6284 is the source of this 558-nucleotide messenger RNA. It is a transcript of the gene RLP24, whose product is annotated as ATPase-activating ribosome biosynthesis protein. Lineage: Eukaryota; Fungi; Ascomycota; Saccharomycetes; Saccharomycetales; Saccharomycetaceae. The coding region runs from base 1 to 558 and encodes 185 amino acids. The transcript has a single exon. Gene Ontology annotation, biological process: ribosomal large subunit biogenesis. The record is from RefSeq and is a predicted model, not a curated record. Gene Ontology annotation, cellular component: nucleolus.